AUGCAGAUUCAUGCAGGUCAUGCAGGGCCUUCUACCCCAAGUCUUGACAAUGCCAAGGCGCCCAGCGAAGUGGAACUUUGGACAUUGGCUCUUGCUCUGCCUGUCCAGGCUCAUGGUCUUGCCCAGUCAGCACUCCACUGGGGAGACGAAAGCGAGAUAGGCAGCGACAGCGAUGACGAAAUGACGCAAGAAUGCUUGCGCGCAGCGGCAGAAGAGCCAAGGAAUGAUUGGUUGGUGGAGGCGUACACCUUGAUUGGCCGUGAAGAUUUGGCCUUGAUGGCACGACCCCCUCGUGAGGUGUCAGGGCAUGCGGCCGCAUCGAGGCGCAGAGCUCGAGAUCUCUUAGACGCCACAGAGGCUGUUGACAAGAACAGCGCCCAGGCUCAGCCAGAGAAAGCAGUUCAAGACACGGACAAUGUGAAAGGUGCGUCUUGGCACGGUGGACCCGUUGAGUUCUUCCGAGUGGUGCGGGGCCUUUUUCUCUUGGCGGGCGCAGGGCGGGGGAAUGGUCCUGCAAUGCAGCAUCAUUAG
Cladocopium goreaui is the source of this 531-nucleotide messenger RNA. The record is from the annotation of a GenBank genome assembly. Lineage: Eukaryota; Dinophyceae; Suessiales; Symbiodiniaceae.